This is a messenger RNA of Myotis lucifugus (little brown bat), 3712 nucleotides long. Its product is annotated as NACHT, LRR and PYD domains-containing protein 1-like. Gene Ontology annotation, biological process: regulation of apoptotic process; innate immune response; inflammatory response. The record is from RefSeq and is a predicted model, not a curated record. Lineage: Eukaryota; Metazoa; Chordata; Mammalia; Chiroptera; Vespertilionidae. Gene Ontology annotation, cellular component: canonical inflammasome complex.
AUGGCUGAAGGAGUCCAGCAGCGGCUGGCCUGGAUCUUGGAGUUUAUGAGCAAGGAGCAGCUGAGGGAGUUCCUGCUGCGGCUGCCUGAUAAGGAUCUCUGCCAGCAUUCUCCUGGGGCGACCCCAGCUCAACCAGAGGAGGUGGGUGGCAUGGAGGUGGCCUCAUGCCUGGUGGCUCAACACGGGGAGCAGCAGGCCUGGGACCUGGCCCAGAAGACCUGGGAGCAGAUGGGCCUGAGCCAGCUGUGUGCCACAGCCCGGAAAGAGCCAGCUAUGAAGUCAGAAAUCAAAGAAAAAUACCAGAAUCAAAGGAGAGAGAGCUGCUGCCCCACACAGUCAUGGAGAAAUGAGUAUUUGCACCAAAAAUUCACACAACUGCUACUUCUACACAGAUCUCAACACAGAGGCUAUGACUUCCUGCUCAGGAGAAGAAGGAAUCAUGAGGUGGUAGAUGAACAAGGACAGUUGAUGGAGAUUGGAGACUUAUUUGGCCCAGGCCUGAGGACCCAGGAGGAGCCUCCCACUGUCGUGGUGCAUGGAGUUGCUGGAAUCGGGAAGUCAACACUGGCCAGGCAGGUGAGGAGAGCCUGGGAGGAAGGCUGGCUGUUCAGGAACCGCUUCAAGCAUGUCUUCUACUUCAACUGCAGAGAGCUGGCCCAGUCAGAGACCAUGAGUCUCGCUGAGCUCAUCACGAAAGACUGGGCUGCUCCUGAUGCUCCCAUUGGGCAGAUCCUGUCUCAGCCAGAGCAGCUGCUCUUCAUUCUUGAUAACAUAGAUGAACCAAAAUGGGACUUGAAGGAGCAGAGUUCUGAGCUCUGUCCACACUGGAGCCAGCAGCAGCAGGUGCACACACUGCUGGGCAGUUUGCUGAAGAAAACCUUACUUCCCACGACUUCCCUGCUGAUCACAGCUCGGAUCACAGCUCUGAGAAAACUCAUUCCUUCUUUAAAGCAUCCUCGCUGGGUGGAGGUCCUGGGAUUCUCCGAGUCGGCCAGGAAGGACUAUUUCUUCCAAUAUUUCACAGAUGAGAGCCAAGCGAUUAGAGCCUUUACCUCGGUUGAAUCCAACCCGGCUCUCUUCACCAUGUGUCUCAUGCCCUUGUCGUACUCGCUGGUCUGCACUUUGCCUGAAGCAGCAGAUGUGCCAGGAGCAACCACUCUUCACUGACCUCCCAGACGACCACAGCCCUUCUGUCUGCACUACUUUUUCCACGUUCUCCAGCUUCAGUCCCUCGCUAAGCUGAGGGACUUCUGCUCUCUGGCUGCUGAAGGCACCUGUCAAGGAAAGACUCUGUUCAGCCCCGAGGACUUCAGGAAACACGGGUUAGAUGAAACCAACAUCUCCACUCUCUUAAACAUGGGUGUUCUUCAAGAGCACCCCACCACGCAGAGCUACAGCUUCAUUCACCUGUGCUUCCAGGAGUUCUUUGCAGCAAUGUCCUAUGCUUUAGGCAAUGGAGUGUUGAAAGGUGAUUGCUUUAAUAACAUCAAAAUUAUAACAGACUUGACAGAUGUAUAUGACAGGCAUGACCUAUUUGAAGAACCAACCACAUGUUUCCUAUUUGGCCUUUUGAGUGAUCAGGGGAUGAGAGAGAUGGAGAGCAUCUUCAAAUGCAGCCUGUCUCGGGAGAGGCAUUGCUCUCUGCUGCACUUGGCCAAGAGUGAGGUCCUUGCCAAGUAUCUGAACCUAGACACAUAUUCUUGGCAUUUGCUGCACUGUUUUUAUGAGAUUCAGGAUGAAAACUUUAUGAAAAAUAUUUUCAUUCCCUUUACAUUGAGGAUAUGUGUCCAAACUGACAUGGAGCUCCUGCUGUUCACUUUCUUCUUUACAUUCUGCCACCGCAUUGAAAGGCUUCAACUGAAUGAGGAUGAACAGCACAGACAAGCAGGAAGGACUUCCGGUGCAUUUCUGUACAACUGGGGACUGUUUACAGAUUCCUGGUGGCAGAUGUUCUUCUCUAUUCUCAAAGUCCCUGGAAGCCUGCGGGAGCUGGACCUGAGUGGGAAUUCUCUGAGCUGCUCUGCAGUACAGAGUCUUUGUGACGCCCUGAAAAGCCCUCACUGCCACCUGGUGACCUUGAGGCUGGUCAGCUGUGGCCUCACAUACAACUGCUGCAAGGACCUGGUCUCCAUGCUCCAAGACAACUUCAUGCUGUCAGAUUUGGACCUGUGGCAGAACGACCUGGGUGACCUUGGCGUGAAGCUGCUCUGUGAAGGGCUCAGACAGUCUAACUGCCAACUCAAGCACCUGUGGCUGGACCAGACUCAGCUGAGUGAGGAGGUGAAAAAGAUGCUGAGUCUCCUGCAGCAGGAGAAGCCUCAGCUGGUCAUCAGCAGCAGACAGCUGGGCAAGCCUCGGUGGAGUGAGGAGGUGACAGAGAUGCAGGACACCCAAAGGCAUAAGAAACGUCACCGGAUCACCAGCAAUCGGCCUCUGAGCAGCAUUGGAUUAGAAGUGAAGGAGAGCUCCCCUCAAGUAUUACAGAAACCCUACUCUCUGUCAUCUUGUGAACCUCUGCGGAACCAACCACUUGAGCCUCUAAGGAUGGAUGAUGACUUCUGGGGCCCUACAGGGCCUGUGGCUACAGAGAUGGUUGACAAACACAGGAGUCUGUACCGAGUUCACUUCCCUGUGGCUGGUUCCUACCACUGUCCCAACGUGGGUCUCUACUUUGUGGUAAGAGAGCCAGUGACCAUCGAGUUUGAAUUCUGUGUUUGGGACCAGUUCCUGGACCAGAUUGUCCCACAACACAGCUGGAUGGUUGCAGGGCCUCUUUUUGACAUCAAGGCUGAACCAGGAGCUGUGGAAGCUGUGUACCUCCCUCACUUUAUAGCCCUCCAAGGGCAACAUAUGGACAUAUCCUGGUUCCAAGUGGCCCACAUUAAAGAGGAUGGGAUACUCAUGGAGAAGCCAGCCAGUGUGGAGCCACAUUACAUAGUCCUGGAGAACCCUAGCUUCUCCCCCAUGGGCGUUCUACUGAGAAUGAUCCACACAGCCCUGUGCAUUCCUGUCAUCUCCAACGUGUUGCUCUACUAUCGCCUCCAAUCCGAGGAAGUCAACUUCCACCUCUACCUAAUCCCCAGCGACUGUACCAUUCAAAAGGCCAUAGAUGAUGAGGAAAAGAAGUUCCAGUUUUUUCAAAUACGCAAGCCACCUCCGCUGACACCACUCUACAUGGGCUCCCGAUAUACUGUGUCUGGUUCAGACAAGUUGAAAAUAAUCCCUGAGGAACUGGAGCUCUGCUAUCGAAGCCCUGGGAAACCCCAGCUCUUCUCUGAGUUCUACGUUGGUCAUCUGGGGUCGGGGAUCUGGCUGCAGAUUAAAAGCAAAGACGAUGAGACUGUGGUAUGGGAGGCCUUGGUGAAAUCAGAGGAUGUGAUGGAAACCCUUUCUUAUUCAUUACUGGCCUCACUUUCAUCCCCAGAUGCCCCUACUUUGCUGCACUUUGUGGACCAGCAUCGGGAGGACCUGGUGACUCGAGUGACAUCGGUGGACGCAGUCCUAGACAAGCUGCAUGGACAGGUGCUGAGCGAGGAGCAGUAUGAGAGGGUGCGGGCUGAGCCCACCAAUACAGAAAAGAUGAGGACACUGUUCAGUUUCAGCAAGUCCUGGGACUGGGCCUGCAAAGAUCAACUCUACCGAGCCCUGAAGAAGACCCAUCCUCACCUAAUUGUGGAUCUCUGGGAGAAGUGACACAGUGGAGAGGAGACUA